Cydia pomonella (codling moth) is the source of this 1610-nucleotide messenger RNA. RefSeq names its product gelsolin-like. The record is from RefSeq and is a predicted model, not a curated record. Gene Ontology annotation, molecular function: actin filament binding; phosphatidylinositol-4,5-bisphosphate binding. The transcript has 11 exons. NCBI's taxonomy places the organism in Eukaryota, Metazoa, Arthropoda, Insecta, Lepidoptera, Tortricidae. Gene Ontology annotation, biological process: barbed-end actin filament capping; actin polymerization or depolymerization; actin filament severing. Gene Ontology annotation, cellular component: actin cytoskeleton; cytoplasm. Bases 179 to 1249 code for a protein of 356 amino acids.
AAUAAGGUUCAAAUUCGGUUGACAGUUGGAGGACGGUACUUAUGAUAAGGUAUAAAACGUAAUAAUAACCAUGGAGUGCAUUUAGUUAGUUACUGACCUGUGUCGAGGGAGUUGUAUAUUUAGUUUUAUAUACAUACUUAGUUGCAUCCAAAAAAUUAGUACAAAAUAUCCGUGCAAAAUGGCAGAUAUUGAGGAAAUGCCGGAACCCCACGCUGCAUUCAAUAAUUGUGGAAAAAAGGAGGGACUAGAAAUAUGGAGGAUCGAGAAUUUCCAGCCAGUACCCGUUGCUCAGAGCAAUCACGGGAAAUUUUACAGCGGCGAUUCUUACAUUGUUCUAAAGACAUCAGGCAUCCCGUCGUCCCUAAGCUACGACGUGCACUUCUGGUUGGGCAACGAGAGCUCGCAGGACGAGAAGGGCGCGGCGGCCAUCUUGUCUGUCAACUUGGACGAGGCCCGGUUCAACGGUGCCGCUAUACAGCAUAGGGAGGUCCAGGGUUAUGAGAGCCAGGUGUUCCUGGACUAUUUCAAGCCUAUGAUCAGGUAUUUGGAUGGCGGGCACGCAUCAGGGUUCAGUAAAGUGACCACGAACGAGGGUUCCGAGCGGCGCCUGUUCCAGAUUAAGGGCAAGAAGAAUGUCCGCGUCACACAGGUGGAAGCCCACAUAUCUAAGAUGAACGCCGGCGACUGCUUUAUCCUAGACAAGGGGCAUGACGUGUUCGUGUACGUGGGGGCGGAGGCGAAGAGUGUGGAGCGGCACACGGCCAUCAGGGCCGCCAACCAGAUCCGCGACCAGGACCAUAACGGGAGGGGUCGAGUGCAAAUCAUUGAUUCCAGCUCCAGUGAUGAGGAGUUGAACAACUUCUUUGCUGCGCUGGGUUCGGGAGACAAGGACUCCGUCCCCCCUGCGUCUUAUGGUGGGGAUGACGAGAAGUUUGAAACCGGGGUCGCAAAAGCAGUAAAACUGUUUGAAAUAUCUGAUGCAUCUGGACAGAUGAAGACCACCGAAAUCAAGCCGAUUAAGGGAAAAUACCAGCUUAAAUCCGAUGAGUGUUAUAUCCUGGAUGCUCAUACCAGCGGCGUUUUCGUGUGGGUCGGAAAGAAAUCCAACCAAAAGGAAAAAAUGGAGGCGAUGAACAGAGCAGAACAGUAUCUCAAGAAUAACAACUGCCCCGCUUGGAUUCACGUGUCCAAAGUACCCGAAGGAGGGGAGCCGGCACCGUUUAAACUAUUUUUCCCCGAAUGGGCUUAAACGCCAUAAUAUUUUUUUAUUUGACUUCUAUUGUCACAGAACAAAUCUCAAAAUGUUAUGACAACUUUAUAGACUUGCAUGAUAUUUAGUAAUUAUGUCUUUAAAUGCAUUUUUUAUUGUAAUUAGUAAUUCUUCAUCUACGCCAAAGAUUUUUAGAGUCAGACCAAGGUAAGUUGGCAGCUAUUUCGAUAGCACAGACAAAAAAGUUAACGUCAUAAUUUCAUAGAGGUAAGAAGUUUAAAAUAACACUUGCACAGCUACUACAUGUAGCAGCUUGCUAUCAAAAUCGCUGUAAACUUAACUUGGUCUGACUAUAUUUUAUUAUGUGAUAUUUCUCACCAAAAUAAAUACCUAAUCUACA